Gasterosteus aculeatus aculeatus (three-spined stickleback) is the source of this 3174-nucleotide messenger RNA. The record is from RefSeq and is a predicted model, not a curated record. Lineage: Eukaryota; Metazoa; Chordata; Actinopteri; Perciformes; Gasterosteidae.
GCAUCCGUUCUGGCCGUUGGCAGCGUGUCUUUCAAGCAGGUGAGAGGAUUUGUUGCCACAGUGGAUAAAAGGCCGUCUCUCAACUUUCACCUGGACACUUUAGCUUCAGUUGAUGAGAACAGAAAGAGCUACGAUUGCUACUCUCUCUCUCUCUCACACACACACACUCACAGUACAUGAGAGGUGGAUCUCACUUUCUCUGCCUCAGCAUUAUUUGGCUUUACACGAGCUAGCGGCCAUGGUUUGAUGGCGGUUUUAAUGAGCUUGGUUGGUGUCAGGGGCUGAGGUUACCCUCGGUGGAACUCGUGCCACGUGUCCGUCCUCUCCGCUGGGAUCAGAUAUCACUUCUUUGCACUCAGCUGGAGAAACCGCUGCACACCCACUUAUGUCAAACUUCCCGUUGGUGUUGUAAUGAACGGCGUGCUGAAGUGAACUCGUGCCGUCAGAGGACUCAGUGCGGAGAAAGCCACAGAUUUACAGCAGAGUACUGGCUCAGUAAAAAGGAUCUCAGAGGAUCAGUAUCAAUAAGUGCUUCGUCAAAACGCUCGACAUGCACUUCCUGUCAUGUGUCAACAGCAAUAUAAAUCAAAAGUAGAAUAACAAACAGCAUGAUGUUUUACCACUCUUCACUCUUCAACAGAUUCCGUUUUGGGAAAAAAAACGCUUAUCGGCUCUCUUGCUGUGUGUUGAUGAGACAUCAAUACCGCUCAGGUUGCGUCAGCUUAGCAUGACGGCAGGAAACAGGUUGGAUCAGGCUCGGUUUGAAGGUGACAACGUCACCUCUCAGUCCUGUAUCAUGUCUGUAGAUGUUUUUUUUACCUUUAUCCAGAGGAAGGAUUUCUUUAGAAGUACCUCUGUCUCAACUCUUUACGCUGAGGUUUAGAUAAUGAGAUGCUGGUGAUGAAUGUGUGGAGUUUAGAGUUGCUAGACUCCAUCAGCCACCUCCAAUCGACUGUUCGCAAGAAAGCAAACCAUUACAUUCUAGAAAUGACCAACUAUUUAGCCGCAGCGUGAGAUUUGUGUUACAUUGAAUGUCGAGUGACGCAACCUAUGCGGACCCCUGUUGGGCAAGAAAAUGGCACACACACCAAAUCCUCUGUUUUCUAUCUCUUCACGGGAGUAGAUUUUGGUGCAGAAUGUCAGAUUCGUUGACAUUUUCCCACGUUGGUGGCAAGUCACCUUCAACCCCCCGGGAAAGUCUACACACCUGGGAGCCCUGCGGGACCUCGUGCCGGCAAAUGGCAGAACUCCAGACUAAAGAGGGCAGCGCCGUCUGCUUCACCCGGCAAGAGAGCACCAACUUCAGCCUGAGGACGGCGGGGGUGAACAGGAGGCACAGCGCCGACGGGACCAUCAGUUCAAGGUCCGGAUCAACACCGCGAGGGGGCUCUGUGGGCCGGUACCACCCGUACCAUCGACAGUGCAGCGACGGAGAGGCGCCGGGGCCGGGCGGCCUCCAACAGGGCAUGUCGUCCUUCAGCUGUCUGCAGGAGUUGUGCAGCCCUGGGACUUGUUCAAGCAGCUCGAGAUGCGAGGCGUCAUCAUCGCCAUCCUGGGACCAAUACAACGGCAGCAUUCAGCAGAGUUCGUUCCCAGAACUGCUGACUGUCCGAGUGGACCCCUCCUGCUUCCUGCCUCAAAGCUGUCCUUCCUACAGCUCAUCGAGCCCUCUACAACAGGUCUCCCCUCGACUGUAUUCUAAUAGUGAUCAGUCCAACAGCUCCAAAUAUUCUCUCCAAAGUGUCUCCACUCAAUCCCACCUGGAGAGCACCGCACAGUCCCUCUUCCCCAAGCCAAUUUACUCAUACAGCAUCUUGAUCUUCUUGGCUCUAAAGAACAGCAAGACAGGAAGCCUGCCAGUCAGUGAGAUCUACAGCUUCAUGAGCGAACACUUUCCCUAUUUCAAGUCCGCUCCUGAUGGAUGGAAGAACUCUGUGCGUCACAACCUCUCCCUGAACAAGUGCUUUGAGAAGGUGGAGAACAAAAAUGGGAACUCGUCUCGCAAAGGCUGUCUUUGGGCUCUCAAUCCCGCCAAGGUGGAGAAAAUGCAGGAGGAGCUGCACAAGUGGCGGCGCAAGGACCCCAUCAGUGUUCGCAGCAGCAUGGCGAGACCAGAAGACCUUGAUCGUCUACUUGGAGAGAGACCAAACAAGCUCAGGCCUUUGCCAUCUUACACAAACCCCUCUUUGCUAUCCAGGGUGGCGCCUGUCUAUGGCACCACCUCGACAUCGUGCACGCCGGCCCAGCUGCGACCGCCGUUUCGCCGUCCUCACGUUCAACCUCAUCAGCCGUGCUACCUUCAACCCGGCGCUGCUCACCCCAGCAACUCUUUUGCCGUGUACUCACCCUGUGGACACCAGCAUGCAGCUGGCGUCCCAUCAGCCACAGAAGGCCUGCACUCCCCCGUGGCUGGUAAGAUGCCGCCCAGCUACGGCGGCGCCCUGCAGUCAGGGUACAGCUCCAGGAGCAUGCAGGAGAUGCUGUUGGAGGGAGAUGCCAGUUAUGACAUCGACACGCUCAACCCCAGUCUGACCGACCUGCAGCUGCAAGGUAACUUGUGGGAGGAGUUACAGCAGGACAGCCUGGUGUCUGAUCCACAAGUUACCGCUGUGACUCCGCCCACAACCUCCACCCUGCAGGACGUCCACACCGGCUGCCUGGUCACGUCUGCUUGCGGUCAGACGUCAGAGGUGACGGACGUCGCUCAACGGAAAGCAGAGGACGAAGAGGAGAACGCAAGAAGAAUCUUUGAUCAGCAAGGCUGUUUGCCCGGACUGCAUCCUGCUGUUUAUUCAGGGGUGGAGAGUCCUGCUGGGUAUCUGACUUCCUGCACCGCAUCCAUCUCCUUAAUAUAAUGGAUGUACUAUAAACCUGAAUAGGGGAUACGGUCACAAGGAGCUUCUUGUUUUAGUAUUAGCUUGGCUGUUUAAACCAUCAAGUCCUUGGAAAAGGAAAUAGUCUUUCUGGCCUGUUCCAACACAUAUUUUGUUCACCCCCCGUUUAUUUAUUUGCAAGACUUCCAGUUAUAUAUUAUGGAUAGUCAUGUUAGAGAUAGAUUUAUGUCAAUGUGACAAAUCGCUGUUUUAUUUAUUGAAGGUUCUCUCUCUCUCUCUUCAAUCAGGAAACAUUUAUUACCAAAAUAUGUCAGACAUACGGUUGGUGCAUAACAGCAGA